UCCAAAUGUUUUCUCUCUGUCUCAAAUCUCAAGCAACAAGGCUCGUUUUGCAAAGAAAAUCAAUCUUGCUAGCCAUGAGAGUCAUCCUAACCAAGUACUUGUAACUAUAUCCAUUAUAAAUACAAUGCGAACGCCUCCAUUCUUGCAGAAAUAAGUGAAAUGGUAGCUUGGGAGGAAGCCAUGAACAUACAACAACUUCUCUUCCCUCUCUGCUUCUCACUGCUCCUACUAAUCCCAUUUACGUCUCAACAACAAUAUGCAUGUAACAAGAGCAACCAAUUUCCUUUCUGUAACACCUCCUUAUCAUUCGAGGACCGAGCCAAGGACCUGGUGUCAAGGCUAACUCUACAAGAGAAGGUGCAACAAUUGGUGAACACGGCUGCUGGAAUUCCCCGACUAGGCGUUCCUGCCUACGAAUGGUGGUCCGAGGCACUUCACGGGGUCUCUGAUGUUGGUCCUGCAGUACGUUUCAACGCCACCGUGCCCGGUGCCACUAGUUUUCCAGCAGUGAUACUAUCAGCAGCCAGUUUCAAUGCUACAUUAUGGUUUAAGAUGGGGCAGGUGGUGUCUGACGAGGCUCGCGCCAUGUACAAUGUGGGUUUAGCAGGGUUAACAUAUUGGAGUCCUAACGUGAAUGUUUUCCGUGACCCGAGAUGGGGUCGUGGCCAAGAAACGCCAGGGGAGGAUCCUCUGGUUGUGUCAAGAUAUGCUGUGAAUUAUGUCAAAGGAUUACAAGAAGUGAAAGGGAACAAUAACAGCCGGCAACUCAAGGUUUCAAGUUGUUGCAAGCAUUACACUGCUUAUGAUGUUGAUAACUGGAAAGGCAUUGAUCGAUUUCAUUUCGAUGCAAAGGUAACAAAGCAGGACUUGGAGGAUACAUAUCAACCACCAUUUAAGAGCUGUGUGGAAGAGGGACAUGUCAGUAGUGUCAUGUGUUCUUACAAUAGAGUGAAUGGGAUUCCUACUUGCGCUGACCCGGAUUUGCUCAAAGGAGUUGUUAGAGGCCAAUGGAAUCUUGAUGGAUACAUUGUCUCAGACUGUGAUUCUAUAGAGGUUUAUUACAACUCCAUUCACUAUACUUCAACACCAGAAGAUGCAGUAGCUUUGGCUCUAAAAGCAGGUUUAAACAUGAAUUGUGGGAAUUAUCUGGGGAAGUACACGGAAAAUGCAGUAAAUUUAAAGAAAGUAGACGAGUCUGUUGUAGACCAGGCCUUGGUAUAUAACUAUAUAGUCCUAAUGAGACUCGGGUUCUUCGAGGGUGAUCCCAAAUCGCUCCCAUUCGGGGAUCUUGGACCGUCUGAUGUAUGUACUGAUGAUCACCAAGAGUUGGCUCUUGAUGCAGCAAGGCAAGGAAUUGUUUUGCUUGACAACAAUGGAGCACUUCCUUUGUCCAAAAAUGGCACCAAGAAUUUGGCUGUCAUUGGACCAAAUGCCAAUGUCACCAGAACAAUGAUAAGCAACUAUGCAGGCAUACCUUGUCGCUAUACGACCCCUUUGCAAGGGCUGCAGAAAUAUGUAGCAUCAGUUACAUAUGAGGCAGGGUGUGGGAGUGUCAAAUGCAGUGACGAGACCUUAAUCGGAGCAGCAGCUAAGGCUGCGACCGUGGCUGAUGCAGUGGUGGUGGUUGUGGGGCUUGAUCAGUCUAUAGAGGCUGAGGGAUUGGACAGAGAGAACUUGACACUGCCAGGGUAUCAAGAGAAACUUGUGAUGGAAGUUGUUAGUGCAACAAAUGGGACAGUGAUUCUUGUUAUUAUGUCUGCUGGUCCAAUUGAUGUUUCUUUUGCAAAGAACAACAGCAAGAUUGGAGGAAUUCUGUGGGUAGGGUUUCCAGGUCAAGCUGGAGGAGAUGCCAUUGCUCAAGUCAUCUUUGGAGACUAUAAUCCAGCUGGAAGGUCUCCGUUUACGUGGUAUCCGAAGGAGUAUGCGGAUCAGGUGGCCAUGACAGACAUGAAUAUGAGGGCUAAUGCCACAGCAAACUUCCCUGGAAGAACUUACAGAUUCUACAAUGGCAAGUCCAUCUAUGAGUUUGGGCAUGGACUAAGCUACUCAACCUACUCCAAGUUCAUAGUCUCUGCCCCUUCUACCUUCCUUGUCCAACCAACAUCCAAUUUUGACACAAACAACAUCCCAUUUUCCAAUUCCAACAUUGCCAAACAAUAUCCGGAUUCCAAUGCUCAAGUAAUUCACGUUUCAACAGUAAAUUGUGAGAAAUCACAGUUUGACAUUGUGAUUGGAGUGAAGAACAAGGGACGGAGAGAUGGGGCGCAUGUAGUUCUAGUGUUUUGGAAGCCUCCGCGCUCAGGAGGGGUGAAUGGUGCACCAAGUGUACAGUUAAUUAGAUUUGAGAGGGUACAACUGAAGGUGGGAAAGACAAAAAAUGUGACAAUGAGUUUGAAUGUGUGCGAGGGACUUAGUCUGGUGGAUGAUAACGGGGAUAGGAAGUUGAUUCUGGGGCAGCACACACUUGUCGUUGGCUCUUCCGGUGAGCGCCGACUGCAGCACCGUCUUAAUCUCAGGCUGGCUUCAACAGUGACAGGAGGCAGUAUUGUCUCAAUGUAGAACAUAGCACCAGCAGCACCACCACCACCAAAAGUAUUGAUGCAUAGUGUACUUGCUGCUCUAUUGUAGUAUGCAACAGUUGAUGUUCAGGCUGCUUUUUUAUGUGAGAUUAGUAGCUCCAAAGCGAGACAUUGUUUAGUAUUGUACACUUAUUUGUAAUAAGUAUGUAUGGGUGGUGUUGGCAACAAAAUAAAUGAUCUAUUAUCAAAAUGGAAAGCAGGGCAUAACCCAUAACUUUCACCUCCA
Molecule: messenger RNA, 2805 nt
Organism: Tripterygium wilfordii
Lineage: Eukaryota; Viridiplantae; Streptophyta; Magnoliopsida; Celastrales; Celastraceae
Product: probable beta-D-xylosidase 5
Exons: 5
Coding region: 160-2559 (799 amino acids)
Biological process (GO): arabinan catabolic process; xylan catabolic process
Cellular component (GO): plant-type cell wall
Molecular function (GO): xylan 1,4-beta-xylosidase activity; alpha-L-arabinofuranosidase activity
Source: RefSeq, a predicted model, not a curated record